AUGCGGGCUAACCGCUUGCUCUCCCAGACUGUAUUGCGUCAUACGCCGCUGCGCUGUCUUAGCUACAGAGGACCGGCUCCGCAUGUUGGUGGUCAGGACAAUUCGAGCUUCGUUACGUUGCUGGGACUGGCUGGAGUUAUCGGAGCCGUCGCGUACGUGUACUAUGACCCGGAUGUGCUGCCAGCGGGUGUGAAGAAGUUGCUGCGGAUCCAGGAGCCCGCGGGUCGUGCUAUGAGUCCGGAGGAGUACGAGCAGUGGCGUGCUAAGCAGUCGGGUUUCCCGACAGUUGGAACGCUGAAAGAGAAGGAGGACGAAGCGGCCAAGCCUGAGCGCUCGAAGGAUGAGGAGGACGUCGAGCCGCCCAGCGUGGAUGAUGGUAUUUCCAUUCUGCAUCGAGACGUGUCUCCAGAGGAGAUGAAGACGUCGCUCGAGAAGCUACUGGCUGAAGCAAGAGCGAACGAAGCCGCGUUUCUCGCCGAUGUUCGGUCAAACCGGGGCCAGAUGUCUGUGGAAGAUCGCCAAAUGCUGGAAGCUUUUAAGGAUGAAAAGGAUCGGUUGAAGAAGCAGCUGAAGUUCCUGAAGUCGAAUAAGUAA
Peronospora matthiolae is the source of this 594-nucleotide messenger RNA. Lineage: Eukaryota; Oomycota; Peronosporomycetes; Peronosporales; Peronosporaceae. The record is from the annotation of a GenBank genome assembly.